Molecule: messenger RNA, 2479 nt
Organism: Hemibagrus wyckioides
Lineage: Eukaryota; Metazoa; Chordata; Actinopteri; Siluriformes; Bagridae
Gene: sox21a
Product: SRY-box transcription factor 21a
Exons: 2
Coding region: 217-906 (229 amino acids)
Biological process (GO): regulation of DNA-templated transcription; cell differentiation; anatomical structure morphogenesis
Molecular function (GO): RNA polymerase II cis-regulatory region sequence-specific DNA binding; DNA-binding transcription factor activity, RNA polymerase II-specific
Source: RefSeq, a predicted model, not a curated record
UUAGCCCAGUACAUUAAUCACUGGGCACCUGUUGGAAAGCAGCUGGACAUCACAGUGCCGGUUCACCUGUUGCUUAUGUGCUCUGAAAGCGGGUUUCUUUCGUGGAGUGUCUAAAUGGAUUUGGAAAAGGAUCACAAAGUUUUGUUACUCGUAUUUGAUCUGGUGUUUGGAACUUAAAGAAGUUGGCUACCUGCCAAAAAAAAACAGCUGGGAAACAUGUCGAAACAAACUGACCACGUAAAGCGGCCAAUGAAUGCCUUCAUGGUUUGGUCGAGAGCCCAGAGACGGAAGAUGGCACUUGAUAACCCCAAGAUGCACAACUCUGAGAUCAGCAAGCGGCUCGGAGGAGAGUGGAAACUUCUGUCAGACUCGGAGAAAAGACCCUUUAUCGACGAGGCCAAGCGUCUCCGCGCGGUUCACAUGAAGGAGCAUCCGGACUACAAGUACAGACCGAGGCGCAAGCCGAAGAACUCCGUGAAGAAGGACAGGUAUCAGUGUAAUGUGGCUUAUAACAUUGGGGAGCAGGACGCACUCAAAGGGGUACUAACGAAUCCUGAAAAGACUGCUGCCGCUGUAGCCGCCGCCAGAGUGCUCCUCAGCCACUCUGUACCCCCGACCCCUUACCCUUACCUGGACUUAAACUCGAAAAUGUCAGAAUUGUCGGCGACCACAUUUACACACACCUCACUGGACUAUUCCGGACGCGUUGUUGCGUUUCCUAGAAUGGGGAUCCUUGGUGCCACGCACACGCACCCUUCUCCGGGAAACCCUGCCUAUAUGAUGCCCUAUAACUGCCCAGUGUGGACGGCGUCUGCGCCUCAGCCUCCUCCUUUAGCCUAUGUGGUUUUACCGGGAAUGCGCAAAACUCUGCACGAACCUUACUCUGCAUUCGCCACGGCCUUGUGAUGGACACACGCAGUGUACACUAUAACACUGUACUGUAGUGAGCUGUAAGGACUCUGUUUAAUGAAAAACGCUUUUGUGCAUCUCCCACUGUAGGGUGCACCUAUAUUUAACAACAGCAGUAAUAAUAAUAAUAAUAAUAAUAAUAAUAAUAAUAAUAAUGAAAUACUGUCCUUCAAUAGUAUACGUAAAUUGCAUGUGCUGAAUAAUCUUUAACAAGACAUGCCAAACUGAGUUACUUAUCAGUAUUCAUUAUUUAGUUACCCAUUUUGGAAACUAAAUUUUUUCUUUUCUUUUUUUUUCUCCAUGAGAAGAAUAGGCAAAUGCACUGGGUUAUAUAUACAAUAUCAAUCUAUUAUUCUCACACCCUUUCAUAUGUCAAUGUCAUCCUUAUGGAAGUAAUUAAAAGAAAAAAAAAACAAGAAAAAUAAUUUAAAAAAAGCACUUGGCAUGUUAUAUCCAGUAUUUGUUUUUAAUAGUAGGUCUUGGGGGGAUAUACAUGUGUGGUGGGCUUAUGCAAAUUUCAGAAAACAGCAACUGCAUCAAUAGUAAACAUUAAAGCAAUAUCAAGCCAAUGUUUUAAUGAUAAACAUUUUAACUAAAAAUUAUGUUAUCAGGGCUUUUGUCUGACAGGUUCGUCUUUUAAGAUGCUUAAAUGCUUAAACAUUUAUUAUUAUUAUUAUUAUUAUUAUUAUUAUUAUUAUUAUUAUUAUUAUUAUUAUUAUUAUGAACAUCUGGUUAUCCCCUUUGAGGCUUUCAUUUGCAACCUUAUUUCAUCACUGUAAUGUACAUACUGGUUUUAAUAAAUAAAGUCUUAUAGUACAUCGGGUUUUUAUGAAUAGUCUGUGCCCAGUACAGUCUAUCACUCAACAUAAUUUGGAGAUGUAAUAUAAGGAUCUGGUUCAGCUUUUGGCAUUAAAGCUCAAAUAUGAUAUUGCUGAGUUAUUAUAAUAAAUAACCCAAUGCAAUGUAAUUUCAUUCCUAACCCUGCUGGGGAAAAAAACACAAGAAUGCAGGUUACCAGUCCUGAUCCUGGAGUCCUGAUCACAACACCAUUGAUUCAACUUAUCAGCUAAUUAACAGCGGUGUGGUGAAGUGGACAUGUCGGGAAAGGAAAAACAAUAAAAAGAACAGGACAAUAUGGAAUACUGUAGUCACAGUGUAUCCAGAGCCUAGAUAAGGGGACAGGGUGUAUGCAGAAGAAGGGUUGGGAAGCUGCGCAUUAAAAAAAAAAAUCUCUAGUUGUUUCAAAUUGGUUUAGUGUUUUCAUGAGAAUCAGAUUCCAUUACAAUUUUCUCAGUUAGUUUUAAACACCACAAGAACUCGAUAGUGCUUUCUUAGGCGAUUACCAUUCUCUGUUUUUAUUGAUCAUAAACAGAGCAAAAACUGUCUUUUUCAAGUGAUUGUCAUCUCAGGCACUUGUGACCAUGUACAAUAUUAUUACUACAGAAAACAACCGUUUUAGUUUAAAAACAAAACAUGUAUGUGACUGCAUUAGUUCUGUGUGCAACUGCAUAUGUACCUGUUGCUCUGUACAGUCAAGAAUCUUUAUUUGUGGCUUUUUUUUUGUAAUAAA